ACACACAUUACAAAACUCGCACACACGCAGCUUCUCCGAUACUCUCUAUCUCUUUCUCUUACUCCUGUCUGCCUACACAACUCCCCAAUCAUUGUCGGGUUGUAUUGGUUGGUUUGGCCCACUCUCAUCUUUUGGUUUCGUUGGAUUGAUUUCCCCACCGAGUAUCGCCGAGUUUUCCUCUCACUCUCAAUCCUGCGUGAAACCGAAUAGUUUGGGUGGUUGGCUUCACGGUAAAUGGAUGUAUUCGGUGUGUGAAGAAGCGGAAUUUCCUGUGGAACUCGAGUUUUUUCUUUGUGGAAUUUAAAACAACUCCUCGGGAAAUGGACCCCAAAGCGCUGUUCACAUCGUUCAAUUGCUCGUGAUUUGCUUGGAGUAUUUCCUGCGAUAUCUCUUGUUUGAGUCACAGUUCCCCAGGCCAUUGUUGAACACCAGGCCAAGAGAUACUACGCAACCUAAAGUUUACAAGUUACCCCAGAGCACCUGACUAACUACGCAAUGUCUACAUUGAGAAUGACCCCACCUUCUGCAGGUAUGGAGUACACCGAGUGGAGUGAGGUUGAUACCACAGCAAUGACUAACACUACAAUAAACAUGGAUACAGAAUCUACAUCAGGUCAAAGAGAUUUAGCGCGAACCAUACAAAUCAUCAGCUUGUGGGUAAUGUUUGGAUUUGGUGUAUUAGGAAAUACUAUGGUCAUGAUAUGGAUGUGCCUGAAUCGCAGAAGAAAAUCUCGGGUGAACACCAUCGUCCUCGGAAUAGCGAGUGCGGAUAUGUCAGUUUGUUUCUUCUCAAUCCUCCCUACGGCUCUCAUAGUGAUGUCCCCUACAUGGGAGGCAGGGAAUUUCAUGUGUAAGCUUGUAAUGUACCUUCAAGGUGCAUCCCUCAUAUCAUCGGCUAACAUGCUGGCCCUCAUGGCCAUUGAUCGACAUCAAGCUGUCCUACAACCCCUCAAAGAAUUCUUCAUUGCCUGGAAACUGGUGGUAAUAUCUUGGGGAAUAGCAGGCAUCUUGGCCCUUCCACAGUUCUACGUCUGGGAAGAGAUGAUUCGCAGAGGCAAACCCCGAUGUGGAUCGUUGUUCCGAACACUCCCAGCUUGGCACCGUAUGGCUUACAUCGUGUACAUUGCAGUCAUCACCUUUCUCAUACCGUUCCUUGUCAUUACAUUUGCAUACCUACGCAUAUCAAAGAAGAUAUGGGACAAGGCCCAUGAGACAUCCGGUAAACGAUCAAAAAGAGCUAGCAAGAAGAACAAAAUCGAACUGAAUCGCAAUGCCUCUGGUACUACUCUUACCAAAGCAAAAAGCAAGACACUAAAGAUGAGUGUCGUUAUUAUUUUCUUUUUUGUUCUCUGUGGAGCGCCUUACUUCGUAGUUGAAAUGUUAGCCACUUUUAGAUCUAAUCCGAUAAAUGGGGUAGUAAAUGCCUUCUUUGGCUUGUUUGCUGUGGCGAAUUCCGCCACAAAUCCGUACAUUUUCUUGUACUUUAACACAUCGCAAAGGUGUUGGAAAGAAUUUCGCCUGACAGUGAACCGUUUUUUAUGCUGCUGUGCGCGAGGGAAUAAUGAAGGAGGUUAUUAUAACCGAUACUCAGUCCGCUUUUCCUCUUCAAACUCGCGCACGGAAUUCACGAAGAUACAUGGCGAGUCCUCGAUGAUCACACGCGUAACUGAGGCACCCUCUACGAGGGUUAUACCUGUUAGCAAGGAUCGUGAUGGUCAUGGCGGACUUGGAAGGACUGAGUGAAUGGGUGAGAUGCUAUGGAUAGUCCAUACACAUGAUGGGAGGCUGUACAUCGAGCUAAAUAAAUCAAGUGAUCAAAAGAUCCAGCAAAUUUUAGUGCAAUGUUUGUAGUACAAUUAGGCCUCUGCCUAUGUUGAAGGUCCCUACAAAAGGGGUACACUAGAUCAUAAAUAAUGAAGUGAAAUUUUUACACCUAGCAGUGUAUUCAGUAGAAUAAAAAUCCGUACAAAAUAGGAAAGAAGGUGAUUUAGUAAAAUGCUAUAACAUAAUUUGACACUGGACUGUAUUAACUUUCGAUUGGUUUGUAAAGAUGGAUGAACGAUCCUACCCUAGAACAUUGAUGUCCAUGCCUGGAACAGUCAAAUGAAAGCGUGUCGGGGUUCAUUUACAUUUAAAUAAAGCAAUUUGGAACAACAGUGACCUAAAAUGCAUCCAAUUUCCCCUGUUAGUCCUCCAGAAAAAUCCUGUUCCAUGACAGCUAGACAAAAUAUUACGAGUUAAGGACGUUCCACAGUUAUAUUUGUGCGCAUUAUGAUCUGCGCAUAGUUUACACUCUGCGCGCUUACGUCACAAUGGAUGAACAGGUGAUUAAUUAGCUGCGGGUAUGAGCUGAUUUUUCUCAUCUUCUGCACUUUAACUGCAGAUCCGAUGCGUUAUUUCAUGAAGCUAAAAAAAUUAAUUAUUCCAUGGACCAUUCAAAAAAAUAUUCUCUACAAUUUCAAAAUACUUUACUCUGCAGUGCUGCCAAGAAUCACGAAUAUUAGCCCGAUUUUGAAUAAAUGGUAGAGUGGUUUUGAUUUUUUCUUCACAUAGAUACUAAGCAUUCGGCCCAUUGUUGGUGUUUUAAAAAGCACAUUUGCUCUAAUAAAAAUGCUGAUAGUUUAAAAACAAGCACAUGAACCCCUAUUUUUUAAUGUUUGUACCUCUUAGGUAUACCUUCCUCUACAACUCUGCAAAAGUUGGUGAAAAUGACAUGCAUUUUGAAUAAAGUGCAGCAUUUAUUGUACUUUUGUAGUUUGUUACUGAAAUUUUACAUUUUUUACAUUGGGAUUUUGUUAUCUUUUACGCCUUUUUAAGAACUGACAGUGCUGUUAAACUUAAAAUUGCAAACAAAUAGCACUAUUAAUAGAUUCUCCAUUCUAACGAUACAAUUAUUAACUCUCUUGCGAAAUUUGAUGACUUUUUCAUGUAUUCUGAAUGAGUAAUGGAGGUUUAAACUCAUUGUAGUAAUCUUGGGCGGUCUAAAAAUACCAAAUUCUUUUGAAUGCGCAAUUCUUAAGAACAUCAAUUUGGGUGAACUUUGAAGCUCUAUAGCAAAAAAUCAAGCACAUGGACCUAUGUUAAUUUUUGCAUAUUUCAAAUAUUAAGGUUCUAAAGUAUCUAUGUGCAAAGUUUGGUGAAAAUGACAUGGAUUUCACUUUAACUGUGGAACGUCCUUAAACCACCGAUUAAUCUUGCGACCAGAGAUUUCUAAAUCCCCUCCUCUUGCUAAUUAUCCCACUAAUACUACUACUCUACUACUACUACUACUACUACUACUACUACUACUACUACUACUACUACUACUACUACUGCUACUACUACUACUAUCACUACUACCAGUAAUGCUACUAUUACUACUACAACUAUUACUUCUACUACUACUACUACUACUACUACUAAUACUAAUACUACUACUACUACUACUACUAUUACUACUACUACUACUACUACCAUCACCACAGCCAAAACAACAACACAACAAGAGGUACAAGUACCACAUCUUUUGUUUGCAUUUCUAUUACUACUUCUUAUACUACUACUACUACUACUACCGCUACUACCACUACUACUACUACUACUACUACUACUGCUACUACUACUACUACUACUACUACUAUCACUACUACCAGUAAUGCUACUAUUACUACUACAACUAUUACUACUAAUACUACUACUACUAUUACUUCUACUACUACUAUUACUACUACUACCAUCACCACAGCCAAAACAACAACACAGCAAGAGGUACAAGUACCACCUCCUUUGUUUACAUUUCUACUACUACUUCUUCUACUACUACUACUACUACUACCACUACUACUACUACUACUAAUACUACCACCACCACCACCACCACUACUACUCCUACAUGUGCAACUACUACUUUUACUACUAAACCUUUUAUAUAUACUACUAUUAAAAUACGUACUUCUACUUCUACUAUUGCUACUUCUACUAUUACUAUCAUCUCUACUACCACAACAAGAAAUGUUUAGACUACUUGUACUUUUUCUCUACUUCUUAUGCAACUGCUACUACUGCUCGCUACUAGGAUUAAAACUAUUUGAAAAGCGACAUGAAAGCCGCGAAUGCUCUAAACACAAUGCAUUCACUUAACAUGCAAACUAUUUACACGUGCAAUAUUGUUUUUGAUGAGAUUUUGCAAGAAGUAAAUGCAUUUUCCUUUCGUGUGUUAUUAUGGUUUCAUACUUCUUUCAUGGCUACUACUAUUACCACUCCUACUAUUGCUGUACAUACUGCUAACAUUAUAAUUACUGCUGUCAUUGCCACUACCAUGACUACUAAAAUUCAGCUGCUGUUGCCGCUCCUACUGAUCUUACUAAUAAUUUCACCACUACCGCUACUAAUGAAGCGACUUAUACUUCUAGUGAAAAUAUUUAUUCGGCAACAACAAAAAAAUAUUCAGCAAUUACCAUAAUCACCAUGAUUUUAUUUUUUGCAGUCACUUCAUAUUUGGUUAUUACGAUGUACUAGGACUAUCAAGUUGAUAAAUGUAACACUCUUAAAAAUGUUGGGCAACAUACUGUCUACACAACAAUUGGUUAAAACUUUAUCCAAUUCUGGGUAGUUUUAAAACCAAUAAUGUGUUUAUUUGGGUGAAAACUACACAGUAUUGGUUGAAAGCUACCCAGAGUUGGAUAUGUUGCCAAAAAUUUUAAGAGUGUGUUGUUAUUAUCAUAUCACUCUAUCCUCAAUAAAGAUAAAGAAUUAGAUUCAAAACCCUAGAAAUUAAGUCUGUUCGUUAUUUUACAGAAAUAAUUUCCGAUGCCUAACCACGGUGCGGCAAAAAGCAUGAUUACUUCCAAAGACAAAACAUUCCAAAGACAAAACAUUGAAAGACAAAACACUGUAGUGACGAUAGUAACAGGAAAAUAGAUUAAUGAUACGAUGUCCAAUACCGGAAAUAAUAGCACUACCAUUGGCGCCGAAACGUUCGAAACCAAGCUUUAGGACGGCAAUCUAUCGUGCGUUUUCAAUGGUUCAAAUCCCCCCAAAACUUCGCUCAGAAACAAUACUGCUACUGCUACUACCACCACCACCACCACUACUACCACUGCUGAUACUUCUGCUGCUAACACUACAUUUACUGCUUCUACUAAUGCUACCUGUGCUAUUUUACUACUACUCUAUCACUACUACUCCUGCUGCUGCUGUUACUACCACUACUGCUGGUGCUUCUAUAAGUACCGUUACUACUAGUACGCCUACUUCUACUUAUAUUACUCCAAGUACUAACGCUUCAGUUACUGAUAUGAAAUGAUUAAUUAUAAUUCUAACACUGUCAUGGGUACUAGUACGACGAGUUCUACAGUAACUACUACUACCUCCUCUGCUGUGGUUGCUGGUGGGUUUAUGGCUUUUACUUUUACAGUUCGAAUGGGGUUUUUUCAGUUAAUAUGUCUACUACUACUGCUGCUGCUCCUGCUACUACUACAGGUAAUAAUGAUAAUAAUAUUAAUAAUGAUGAUGAUGAU
Molecule: messenger RNA, 5498 nt
Organism: Lytechinus pictus (painted urchin)
Lineage: Eukaryota; Metazoa; Echinodermata; Echinoidea; Temnopleuroida; Toxopneustidae
Product: cardioacceleratory peptide receptor-like
Exons: 2
Coding region: 496-1743 (415 amino acids)
Biological process (GO): G protein-coupled receptor signaling pathway; cellular response to hormone stimulus
Cellular component (GO): plasma membrane
Molecular function (GO): G protein-coupled receptor activity; peptide binding
Source: RefSeq, a predicted model, not a curated record